Diachasma alloeum is the source of this 2648-nucleotide messenger RNA. Its product is annotated as tropomyosin. The transcript is spliced from 8 exons. The coding region runs from base 315 to 1070 and encodes 251 amino acids. Lineage: Eukaryota; Metazoa; Arthropoda; Insecta; Hymenoptera; Braconidae. The record is from RefSeq and is a predicted model, not a curated record. Gene Ontology annotation, molecular function: actin filament binding. Gene Ontology annotation, biological process: muscle contraction; actin filament organization. Gene Ontology annotation, cellular component: actin filament.
UGCGCCCGGCGUACAAUGGCACUGGAGUCGGCCAUCUUGGCUCGCCAGUGGAAUCCCACCAGUCAGUGGUCGCUCGUGUUACGACAGUUCGGAGCAUAAUCGCCGCUCAAACAAAAUCUCUCCCGUUCAGUCGGCAAAAAUCGUCUCGUAAAAUCGAUCUAAAAAAUUCUAAACGACGACAAAUAACUCGUCAAAGGGACAACAACCGGGGCAAUAAUUAAAUUCGGAAUAAUCGGAGGCACUCGUGAUAUUUCAGUGACAACCGAAAGUGAACUAAAUCCGUUCGUUGGAAUAAUUAUUUAUCGGUGGAAAAAAUGGCGAUGCAAGUGCAGGGCACGAUUCUCGAUGUUCUCAAGAAGAAAAUGAGACAGACCAAAGAGGAGAUGGAGAAGUACAAGGACGAGUGCGACGAGUAUCAGAAGCGGUUGCAGGUGGAAGUGAUGCGACGCGAGGAAGCUGAGUCUGAGGUCGCAGCCCUCAACCGUCGCAUCCAGUUGCUCGAGGAGGAUCUCGAGAGGUCCGAGGAGCGUCUCGCAACCGCUACUGCUAAACUCGCUGAGGCUUCCCAAGCCGCUGAUGAGAGCGAACGGAUACGCAAGGCCCUUGAAAACCGCACGAACAUGGAGGAUGAUCGGGUUUCCGCACUGGAGCAACAGCUGGUUCAAGCCAAGCUGAUCGCCGAGGAGGCGGACAAGAAGUACGAGGAGGUCGCCAGGAAACUAGUCAUGAUGGAGCAGGAUCUUGAGAGGGCUGAGGAGAAGGCUGAACUCUCGGAAACUAAAAUCGUCGAACUGGAGGAAGAACUUCGCGUCGUUGGUAACAACCUGAAAUCCCUUGAAGUAUCCGAGGAGAAGUUGACACAGAGGGAGGAGAAUUACGAAGGCCAGGUGAAGGACUUGAGCAGCUCACUAAAAGAGGCUGAGGCUCGUGCUGAGUUCGCUGAGAGAUCGGUUCAGAAGCUCCAGAAGGAGGUUGACAGGCUCGAGGACGAGCUCGUUGGCGAAAGGGAGAAAAACAAAUUGCUACAGGAGGAAAUGGAGGCGACCCUGCAUGACAUCCAGAACAUGUAGAUCCGGUGUUCAAAUGUGGUGGCCUAACAAAAGACCCCCUCCCUCCCUCUCCCCCCCCAAUUGCAUUAUCUUUAUUUUUUUCUUUCGCGCGCUGAAUAAUGGUGCAACGCCUUAAACAUUUUAAACGACCAGAGCGAGCAGUCUAAGGCCCCCAAUCACCUCAUUAUCGAAAAUAACAUUUGAGACUCCACCGUCCACCGAGAUGAAUGGAAUGAAUGAGUGCGUGAUAUACGAGUGCCUGCGGAUAUUAAUAAUACGAGUCAAUUUUGGUGUUGAAGACACGUUAAACCAAUUGAUGAUGGGGCAAUAGUUUUUUUUUAAGGAAUAAUUAUCAAAGUGUCGUUGAAUUGUUUUUCUGAUAACAUUCCGAGUUUCGUGACGGCUCAAUGUCCAAUCGUGGAGUCGAGAGUACAAUUCGUUAAUCGUAUUUACGAAAUAUCGAGAUGAGAUUUAUAACGACGAGACGUUUAAUUGAGAAUUUAUUCAAUUGCGAAGUGAAUGGGGGUGAGGAGGGCAAAAGGAGCGAUUUUUAAUCGUAUAUUUCUCGGGAUCGGCUGAGUGAAAAUUGAGAUUUUUUUUUCAUUUUGAAGGAUUUUUUUCAGGCUACAAAAUGAGCGCUGACUUAUCCGAAUCGUAUCGCUGAGUCAGGAGAUAUUGAGGAUUUAACGAAGUUCUUUUUACCUUGCUCUCCCCUACGUCAAUAAUCUUCAACGAGUUUGUCGCGAAUAUCUCGAAAUCUAUGGGAGAUAGAGAAAAAAUUGUAGAGACCUUUUUUGCUGCCCCUUUCAAGCUUCACAAAAAAGGUCCGAAUGACAAUCCCGCUAUCUCCCUUAGAUCCCGAGAUAUUCAGCAAAACCCAUUCUCGAGUUGAAUUUAUUUCGUCAUUUCGCUUUAGAAUUGAAUUGUUCGACUUGUUGGCGAAAAAUUGUGCGUAUUUUUUUCCAUUACCUUCUUUUUCAUUGAAUACUGCCGAAAAUUGAAUAGUUGAUUGAUAUUUAAUUGAGGAAUCCUGUUCUGUGGUCUUUUUGAUCGCUCUUUUAGUCCUCUCAAUUCUCCAGUAUUUAUCCAAUUUUUUUACGAUGAAUAUACAUUCCAAAUUGUUCUGCAUGAAUAUUUAUCAGAGCUCGAAGAAUCAGUUAAAUCAAAUGGUUCAUGCUUUUUCUACUGAUUUUUUUUUUAUUAAUUGAUACCAAAUCGAGGACUUGUGUGAAGGACCACGAGAAACGAAAUGAUUAUUCCAUCGCGAAACGAGAUUCGAUAGAACGCGAGAGGAAUUUUAUCGCUCGAUCAAGUUUUAUUUUACUCGAUAUUGAUUUUCCACUCGUCAAUGACCAAUUACGGAGCAUCAGAUGACCAAGAAGUUUAAAUAAUGGGAGAAUUGUAAAUUCUGGAAAAUUAAUGGGAGUAAAACAAACCGAUUAAAUCACUUGAGUUUAUUAAUGAUAGUUUAUUAAUUUACUUAAUAUUAAUGAAGAAAACGAAUGAAUUGAAACACAAUCAACUAAUAUCAUUGUAAUAUUAAUUAUUAUAUAUUGCUAUUAUUAUAAAUCUGUUUAUAAUAUAUAUUUUCAUUUUGAA